AUGUUAGUUUUAAUGUUCUUGCUGCUGGAACUGAUUUCUUACAAUGUAUGUCAGGCUCACCUAGCAAAAUGCAGGCUCCAAGGUCCACACCGUCCACUUCACACGUAUCAUCAGCCAGGAGAGUUCCUCAUUGGUGGCAUUGUUUCCCAUGGUGCCUUCUUCUCCUCUCCGGCAACAUUGACUGAGGAACCCCCACCAGCACUGCCUGAAGAGCUUGUGGUGGUGCCUAAGGUUUACCAGCACAUCGUGGCCUUGGCAUUUGCAGUCAAGGAGAUCAACAAAGACCCUCACAUCUUACCCAAUAUUACCUUGGGCUUUCAAUUAUAUGACAGCUAUUACAAUGCAAGGAGCACAUAUCUUGCCACACUGCUGCUUUUAUCCAAGGUGGAGAAAUUAGUUCCUAACUAUAUAUGGGAUGUCGAAAAUAAUCUGGCUGGGGUCAUUGGAGGACUGGAUUCUGAAAUCUCCUUUUAUGUGGCAACUCUUUUGGAUAUCUAUAAGAUUCCGCAGCUCAUUUAUGGCUCUGCUCCAGUGAUGAAUGAUAAAAUCCCAGGGCUUCCCUUCUACCAGAUGGCAGCCCCAGAAGCCCUUCAGUACGAGGGAAUUCUCUCUUUGCUUCUGCAUUUCAGGUGGACAUGGAUUGGAGUCAUUGCAAUGGACAAUGACAAUGGAGAAAGAUUUGUGCAAACCAUUUCCCCAAUGUUUACCAAGAGUGGUGUCUGCAUUGCAUUCCUACAAAGAAUUCCCAGUUUUAGAUUUGUUUCUGAAAUUACUGGAAUGCUACAACAGGGUGCAACAAUAAGCCAUAAAAUCCUGAGCAGCAAAGCUAAUGUAAUAGUGGCAAAUGGAGAAUCUUAUUCUAUGGCAUCUUUUAAAUGGCUUCCAUACCUAUCAGAACAUGAUGACAUGGCAAACAAUGUGAAAAGUAAAGUAUGGAUCUCAACAGCCCAGAUUGAAUUUGCUUCAUUUGUCUUUCAAAGGAACUGGGAUUCAGGAAUAUUCAAUGGUGCUAUAGCCUUUGAAAUUCACUUCAGAAACCCACCCGGAUUUCAUCAGUAUGUUGUGCACAGAAACCCUUCUGGCAUAGAUGGGGACGGUUUUAUCAGGGACUUCUGGCAACAGGCCUUUGGAUGUGUAUUCCCAGAUAUCACUUCAGACAAGGUGGAGGGGAAUAUUUGCACUGGAGAAGAGAAGCUGGAGAGCCUUCCUGGGUCAUUUUUUGAAACGAGCAUGACAGGCCACAGUUACAGCAUCCACAGUGCUGUCUAUGCUGUGGCCCAUGUUUUACAUACCAUGUCCACAUCCAGAUUCAGGCACAGAAGAAUGGCAUACGGAGGGAGAGGGAAGAAUCAGAACCAACAGUUUUGGCAGCUCCAUCACUUUCUGAGAAGUAUCUCAUUUAACAAUACAGCCGGAGAUGUGGUCUUCAUCAACCAGAAUGGAGAGGCAGCAUCUAGCUUGGAUAUUGUCAAUUGGAUAAUAUUCCCCAACCAAAGUUUGCACAGAGUGAGCGUUGGGAGGAUAGAUCCGCAGGCUCCUCCAGACCAAUCUUUCAUCCUUGAUGAAGAUGCCAUAACGUGGCACAGUUGGUUUAAUCAGGUCAAAUACCAGUUUUUCUAUGAAAAGGACUGGAGACAACAUCUGAGGGGUCAAAGAAUAGGCGUGGCCAUCGGUACCAAAAUCAGUUCUAGAGAUGAAAAACUAGUUGACAACGAACUCAAAAAUAUGAAUGACUGUCAUAAAUGCCCAGACAAAGAUUAUCCAAGCAAGAAUCGGGAUGCAUGUCUACCCAAGGAUACCAGCUUCUUGUCUUAUGAAGAACCUUUGGGCAUCAGUUUAGCCUGUUGCUCUCUUUCCCUUUCCUUGAUCACAGCUCUGGUUCUAGGUACAUUUAUAAAACACCACGACACACCCAUUGUCAUUGCAAACAACCGAAACCUCACCUACACUCUCCUCAUCUCUCUCCUGCUCUGCUUCCUUUGUGCAUUGCUCUUCAUUGGCCAACCAGAGAAGGUCACGUGCCUCCUGCGACAAACAGCUUUUGGCAUCAUCUUCUCAACCGCUGUUUCUUGUGUCCUUGCAAAAACCUUCAUGGUGGUUUUGGCCUUCAUGGCUACAAAACCAGAAUCCAGGAUGAGGAAAUGGGUGGGGAAAGGACUAGGCCACUCCAUUCUCCUUUCCUGCUCCAUUGUUCAAGUGGGCAUAUGUACUGUGUGGCUGGUAACCUCCCCUCCAUACCCACAUAUGGACAUGCAAUCAGUGACAGAAGAAAUUAUACUAGAAUGUAAUGAGGGGUCUGUGACAAUGUUUUACUGUGUCCUCAUCUACAUGAGCUGCCUGGCCACUGUAAGUUUUGUUGUGGCUUUCUUUGCCAGGAAGUUACCAGACAGUUUCAAUGAAGCCAAGUUUAUCACUUUCAGCAUGUUGGUCUUCUGCAGUGUUUGGCUGUCCUUUAUUCCUUCCUACCUGAGCACCAAGGGAAAAUAUAUGGUAGCUGUGGAGAUCUUCUCCAUCUUAGCCUCCGGUGUUGGGUUGCUGGGUUGCAUCUUUGCCCCCAAAUGUUACAUAAUCAUUCUGAGGCCUGAGCUGAACAACAGGGAACAGUUGAUAAGGAAGAAAAAUUAA
Messenger RNA from Lacerta agilis (Sand lizard), 2625 nucleotides. RefSeq names its product vomeronasal type-2 receptor 26-like. Gene Ontology annotation, molecular function: G protein-coupled receptor activity. Bases 1 to 2625 code for a protein of 874 amino acids. Lineage: Eukaryota; Metazoa; Chordata; Lepidosauria; Squamata; Lacertidae. Gene Ontology annotation, biological process: G protein-coupled receptor signaling pathway. The transcript has 7 exons. The record is from RefSeq and is a predicted model, not a curated record. Gene Ontology annotation, cellular component: membrane.